Molecule: messenger RNA, 1161 nt
Organism: Aspergillus puulaauensis
Lineage: Eukaryota; Fungi; Ascomycota; Eurotiomycetes; Eurotiales; Aspergillaceae
Product: putative integral membrane protein
Exons: 5
Coding region: 1-1161 (386 amino acids)
Source: RefSeq, a predicted model, not a curated record
AUGCCGGGAAUCGAUGACCGAGUAGCGGAUAUCCGAGCCGUUUUUAUUGUAUUCAUACCUCUGGUGUGCCUUUCUCUCACAUUGCGCUGCUAUGUGCGUGGAUGGGUUGUCAGAGCAUUCGGCUGGGACGAUGGAUUGAUGAUCCUAGCAUUUGCAGUGUAUAUUGCGGGCUGUGCUUUUGCGAUUACAGGAACAUAUUAUGGGUUUGGCCAUAGAACCAAGGACCUGACGACGCAUCAAGCCGUGACUGCGCAGAUGUAUUCAUUCCUUGAUCAGGUCUCAUAUGUGGUUUCAACAGGCGUCUGCAAAAUCUCGGUCUGCGUUUUCCUGAUUCGAAUCACCGUUAGACCACUCCAUCUCCGACUUCUCUAUGCAAUGCUAAUUUUCAUCUCAAUACACUUAACUGCCUAUUUAAUUGUGUACUUUGCCAUUUGCCAACCGCUUGUGUAUUUUUGGACCAGGUUAUCGCCCGACACCAAGGGUACCUGCCUGGGUCCAAGGCGCUUCAAUGCCAUGACAUACACGCUUGCUGCCACCCUAUGUCUCAUUGAUUUUGCCCUGGGCAUUGCUAUUCCCUUUUUGAUUGUCCACAAACUCCAGAUGCCAAAAGCAACAAAACUUUCGGUGUUGGGUCUCAUGGGUUUGGGAUGUCUUGCAACUGUUGCUCUUUUAUUGCGAUUUCCAUACAUGACUAUGCACGUAUAUUCCGAACCUUUAUACAGCACCGUCGAUGUGAUCAUCUGGGCCUAUGUCGAAGCCGGCUUAAACAUAUUUGCGGGGAACCUCGCAACGCUUGGCCCGCUCCUCCGUGUCUGGUUUCGGGUACAUCACCGAGACCGACACACAAUGCCCGUUCCCGGGCAGACACGUCUAGCAGGUCGACCCCGUGGCGUCCGGGAUCUUUCUUUCCCACUAUCAACACUCGAUGAGACUGUCGAGAGCAGACUUCGGCCAGAUAAACUUUGCGUGACGGUGACACAGGUCCGGAGCCAACACCGUUCGGAGGCGCAUGAUGCGAAUAACAGCCAGGAGGAACUGACGGCUGAAAGACGGAGCACGUCGGCUAGUAAUGGCGGGGAGCUUGGACAGGGAAUUUAUAGAACGACUGAGGUGAUGCAAACUUCGGAUGUAGAGUCUGUUAUUGCGGGGGAGCGUGUCUAG